GGGGCAGGACUAUAUAACCCCAGAGGGACCGCCACAGGCUGACUCUGCUCCUUUCCAGCCAGAGCCACUGCCUUGCCCCCAGGAGACUGCAGACAUGGCACCCAAGAAGGCCAAGAGAAGGGCAGUGGCAGAGGGCGGAAGCUCCAAUGUCUUCUCCAUGUUUGACCAGACUCAGAUCCAGGAGUUCAAGGAGGCCUUCACCGUCAUUGACCAGAACCGUGAUGGCAUUAUCGACAAGGAAGAUCUACGGGACACCUUCGCAGCCAUGGGGCGCCUCAAUGUGAAGAAUGAGGAGCUAGAUGCCAUGAUGAAGGAAGCCAGUGGUCCCAUCAACUUCACCGUCUUCCUGACCAUGUUUGGAGAGAAGCUCAAAGGUGCCGACCCUGAGGACGUGAUCACUGGAGCCUUCAAGGUCCUGGACCCUGAGGGGAAGGGCACCAUCAAGAAGCAGUUCCUGGAGGAGCUGCUUACCACGCAGUGUGACCGCUUCUCCCAGGAAGAGAUAAGGAACAUGUGGGCAGCCUUCCCCCCUGACGUGGGAGGCAACGUAGACUACAAGAACAUCUGCUACGUCAUCACGCAUGGCGACGCCAAGGACCAGGAGUAAGGGACCCUCUUAGGCCUCUGCUGGCCAACGCCUUGCUGCCAGUCCGACCCCCAACCCGACUCUAAUAAAACUAAACUGGUCUUUGUUUCUUA
Ailuropoda melanoleuca (giant panda) is the source of this 699-nucleotide messenger RNA. RefSeq names its product myosin light chain 11 (gene MYL11). Gene Ontology annotation, molecular function: calcium ion binding. Bases 95 to 607 code for a protein of 170 amino acids. Lineage: Eukaryota; Metazoa; Chordata; Mammalia; Carnivora; Ursidae. The record is from RefSeq and is a predicted model, not a curated record. The transcript has 7 exons.